Poecilia reticulata (guppy) is the source of this 3644-nucleotide messenger RNA. It is a transcript of the gene tysnd1, whose product is annotated as trypsin like peroxisomal matrix peptidase 1. Gene Ontology annotation, molecular function: serine-type endopeptidase activity. Gene Ontology annotation, biological process: regulation of fatty acid beta-oxidation; protein processing. NCBI's taxonomy places the organism in Eukaryota, Metazoa, Chordata, Actinopteri, Cyprinodontiformes, Poeciliidae. The record is from RefSeq and is a predicted model, not a curated record. Gene Ontology annotation, cellular component: peroxisome.
AUUGAGUUUUAAUCAUAAUUGACUAUGUCGAAACAAUGUUACUUAGACAAGAUCGAUUAGUUUUUUUUUUGGUUAUGAAUAAAACAUUGAUUCUAAUAUCCUAGUACUCAUGUUGGAGUUACCUAAACAUGCAGUCUAAUCUAGAGCACCAGUUCACCUGAAUGCACCAUGUUGCCAAAGCGCAGCCGUAAAACGCUGUGUAAAAGCGCAAUUGUCAAACUAGUGGGGAAAUUAUAUUUCAAAAAGUUUGAAUUAAUGUUUUUGUCUAAAAAUUUAGCGUGUAAAAACAGUUUUAGAUUUUGCACUAAUAUAGAAAAUGUCAUAGUAUAUGGAAACACAAUGAAAUAAAUACGUAGGAGAAAAUUAUUAUCAGUGCACCGGCGAUUAUAAGGAUGCAGCUCCUUUAAACUACCGGUCUUCUUCUUCUUGUUUCCUAUUGGCUGGAUAAUUUAAGAGUCUCACCAAUCGUGUUGGACAUUGAGAAACAAACAGGAAGUUAGAUAAUUAUUGAAGUUAUUUGCGACGAAGCAGUAGUUUAAAUUUUAAUGGACUGUCAUAUUUUACUCUGUAGCUUACCUUGUUAUCUCAUCAUUGGACUGUAGAAGUUUUAAGUGCAUUGCUUUUGAGUGAUUUCUCGUGUUAUUUACUAUAGUAAAGUUGAUCCACGCUGCAGGAAUAUGGAGCUGAAAGAUGUGGAAAAGUGCUGCUGUGUGAUUAAAGUUGCUGGGACACCAGGGAGGAAAUCCGUCAGCUGCAGUGGAGUAAUCGUCCACCCUCGGUCUGGUACUGUCUUAUGCACCGGCCUCCCGUUUUGCCGGUUUGUUUCCGACAGAGAGCGCCUCUCAGACGCCGAGGUCCUGUUUCCCCGCAGCUUCAGCGACAAACUAAAAAUCCGCGUCUGCUUGUCAGGUUCCAGAAGGAGCAAGCCAUCCCGUCAGCGGGAGGUUUCAGGCGAGCUGCUGAUGCUGGUGAACUGCGUGGAGUUCAAACAGACCUUCCUGGGAGUUUUCCAGGAGACAGACCAGUGGCGUUUCCAUGGUGACGAUGAGGAUGCUGAGCUGAUCAGAGAUGCCCAGUCCCUCAGCUGGUUUGCAGUCCUCAGGGCGGGUGUGGUGGUGAACAACAACACAGACACAGAAAGUACCCCCUGGCAGAGCAGCUCGUCUCUGCAGAAAGGCUGCCCGGUUGUUGCAUGCGGCUCUCCGUUUGGCUCCCUCUGCUUAGACCUUUUCAUCAGCACCCUCAGCCGAGGGAUUGUCAGCAACCUGGCUGGAGAAGACAAUGCUGUCAUCCUCACAGACGCUCGCUGCCUACCCGGCACAGAGGGCGGAGGCUUGUUUGUGGUGGAGGCCACAGACAGUGUCCGUCUCAUCGGUGUGAUUGUGUCUCCAUUUGGCUGGAAGUCAAAUGAGUGGAUAGGCCUCACUUUGGUCUGCUCUGUUGACGUGAUCUUCAGGAGUGUCGUCCGUUCCACAGGGGUCCGAGAUCCGCUUCGUGGGGUUUGGGGGCAAAAAGAAGAGGCAGAUCUCUGCAUGUCCAGAACAGCUCAGGGGCCAGAAGCUGUUGGACACCCCACUGUGAGCUUUGUGGACAGUGGACAGGCCUGGGGCUCAGGAGUUGCUGUCAGCGCACGGCUGGUGGUAACUUGCCGGCAUGUAGUAGGUGGGAAGUCUUCGGUCACCCUGAAGUUUCAUCAAGAUGGCAGAGUCCAAGAUGUUGUGGGCAAUGUUUUGUUCUCCACUAAAUCAUCUUCACCAUAUGAUUUGGCUUUAAUUGAGCUUAGAGACCCCGUUCCAGAAGCCGUGAUCCCCAGAAUGUCAAAAAGUUUUCACCUAGGUGAAGCUGUGGUUGUAGUGGGAUACGGCGGGCUGGGCCGAGUCUGCGGUCCAUCCCUGACAUCUGGUGUACUCUCCAAGGCCAUCAGCUUGAAUGGCCAGCCUGUCAUGCUCCAGACCACAUGCGCAGUACAGGCGGGAGCCAGCGGGGGCGCUGUGGUGCGGAAACAGUCGGGAGAGCUGCUUGGGAUCGUGUCGAGCAAUGCGCGAGACCUGGCUGCGAGCGUAACAUAUCCGCACCUCAACUUCAUCAUCCCAGCGCCUGUUUUCCAGAGACCGCUGCAGGAGUUUCAAAAGACAAGAAAUGUCGACGUGUUCAGUGUGCUGAACGCUACAGAGAGGGACGUGAGACGGGUGUGGAGGCUGCAAGGUGCACAAAGCAAACUGUGACCUGCGAUUCAUAAACCUUUGAGAGGUUAUGUGUUCCCCUUAAAUUCUUUUAAACAGACUUAAUAGACAUGUAAAGGCAUUAUUUUCACUAAAUCGUCACAGAAUCAUUAGAAUAUUAGAAAGAUGAUGUUAAUAUAUUGUAAUUCCCAUGUAUUCUUUUAUUCAAUUUGACUACAAUAAACCUUGUAUUUUAACUGAGUUUACGGUUGCACGCACUUUCUAAAUGAUCCCUAUUAUAACAGCUGUAUUACACAGUUUCGCACAUCUGUAUCAAAGGAUGCCACAUUUAUUGACAUCCCUGACAAAGAUGUGUGAAAAACCCUAAUUUAAAUGUUUCUUUUACUGCAGUCGCCUAAUCUCAUAAGAGAACAUCUAGAAAUGAACCUUUAAUCUGAUUUAAUCAUCAAAGGAAAAUAAAUCGUGACAUAAUUUUAAUUACACAUACCUUUGAACCAGGCAGCUGUAAAAUAGGUGCCAAUAUGUUAGAAGAAGCUGCAUUUGAUCCCCUCUUAUUCUACAGUUACAGCAUCAAGGGUCCUAUUUCUGGAAGCAUUUGUGAGGAUUUAAAUCUGCUUCUGGUGCAUGAGGUUUAUUUUUUAUCUUUUUUUUUUACAAGCAGGAGGAAGAUUCAGCAUAACAAGCUGGCAGGUUGCAGAAAAUGAUUGGUCCCUCUGGGUAGCUCGAGACGGCUGCUGUGUGUAUAUAUCAGGUAUUCAGACAUCUGUUGGCAGGAACAUUCACUCACAUCGGAGGUUUCGCCCGAUGGGACGUUACCGGUGCUGAUUUCCAUUAUCACAGAAAUAUGAAACUGUGAGAUGACAUUUCCAAAGAUUGGUUACUGUCAGUUUUCACAAUGCAACGGCGGCAGACGUUCCUGGCGUGAACUCUCGAAGACAAGGAGCGUAGCAUACCGAAGGGGUUUCUGUUUCACUGUUCCCAGAGUAAAUCGUUAACAGAGGAGAGGCUUAAGCAGUGUCCUUAGGAAACGCAUUUUUCUGUAGGUAUUGUACUUUUAAGAGCUGCUCACAUGCAGACCGAGGUCUAUAUCCAAUUUCUACCAGUUUCUCUUACAAGCCACGUUUCACACAACGAGGGAAGGCAUAAGGAACGUAAGCCGGCAACCACAUUGUGUCAACACAAUCCGCUUCACAGCGAACAGGUCACACAAAGAGGAGAUUUAGAGAUUUGCGCUGGUGAUUUUUCAAAUUGAGCUUCAAGAGGGGGCACUACGUGACAUAUUGUGGGAGAUAUUCUCGAUUUUCAUGUCACUAGAAUAAUCUUAUCUGAGCAACGUUGCUGAAAAAAAAUGUGCUCCUCUGAAAUAUUCCUGAACUGAACCAGAAUAAUACCACUUGUAAAAGCAGCAGAAUUUGGUACAUUUAGUAGUUUAAGGCAAACAAAUGGGUAAAAAAAAAAAAA